AUGUCUGAACAUGAAAUGAUAAAUCGAUCAACACGACAGAAUUUGGAAUAUGAAGAAGAUUCUCAAGCUUCAGAUGAGGAACGUGAUUUUACAAAUGAUGAUAGUACCACAUUUAUGCCUACGGGAGAGAUAGAAAAACUCCCAACACGAAUUUACAAGGACAACAAGUUACCCACAGAUACUAGACAGAGAUUACUACAAACCUUUCCAAGAAAUACAUUUAUCAAGUUUACACCACCACCUAUGGAUAAGGAGUUACUCAAAAGGAUGCAAAAAGAGUCAAAAGACACUGAUAAAAUAUUACAAAGAGUGUCCUACCAAACCUCCUCUUCUCUCAGACCACUUGAUUGUGCAAUCAAGAUGUUGUAUCAGACCAAGCCUAACUCUGAAAACAAGCAAGCACUUGAGGCUUGGGAAUAUAUGGAACUUUCAUUGUUAUCAAUGUGUUCUUUACUAUUGGACUCAUUAUCAUACAUCAGUGAGCAGAGACAGGAACAGGCCAUUAAAUGCAUUAAUCCAGAUCACCAGACAAAAACAGAAGUAGAAACUCUAUUCGCAGACAAACUCAUGGAGCUAGUUAUAGAGGAUGAGGCUUCCAACCAAGGCCAGGUAAUAGGGGUAAGGGCUAUCAACACAUGGGGUCAAGUAACUGGUCAUGUGCACAAACAAAUUGGAACAGAAAUGCAAAUUUUCAUCAGAGCGAUUCUUCAACACAGUCACACCAGUAGAAAAGAUAGGGGCACGACUGAGUCUGUUCUAUACAAGGUGGGUAGAAGUAAUUGGAGAAUCAUGGGCAUCAAGAAUAAUAAAACAGGUUACGAACCAGUCUGGAUAGAACCACCUCUACUGAAACAACAAGACCUGAUUCAACAAAAUAUGUCUCCUCAGGAUCGAACAAAAUUAGAUGCAGAGAACGAUUAUAGAAAUUCUUCUGGAUGUAACUUGCUUCAUUUCAAAGCUCUUUUUGAUACCAAAGCGAACGGUGAAUCACAUCCAGUAAUAGACCUCAGGGAACUGAAUUCUUUUGUAGCACACAAACAUUUCAAAAUGAAAGCUUUAUUUCGCUUUCGAUUUCCACAAUACACGCUAUGCAUUUACAGCAUUGCCUUUUGGGCUAAUGACAAGUCCUCUGAUAUUCACAAAGAUACUAAAACCAGUAAUAGAAACGUUGAGAGCCCAGGGCAUCAUAUUGAUCGUCUACUUAGACAACAUCUUAAUAAUGGCCAAGUCAAGAAAACAAGUACUCGAGCAUAUCCAAAAGGUUUGUGGGAGACUAGAAUACCUGGAGUUCAUAAUAAACAAGAGGAAAUCACAAUUAGACCCAUCAAAAACAAUGGAGUUUUUAGGCUUCAGCAUAAACUCAGUAGAGAUGACAUUCACGAUACCACAAAGAAAGGUAAAGGACAUCCUGAGAGAAUGCCAGAAAUUAAAUGCAACCACAGAAGCAAUCUUUCCAGCAAGGCUGUUUUUGAGAGCCCUGCUCAGGGACAAGAACUUGGUGAUAAAACGGCAGGGAUGAAAUGGACUAGUAUGACUUUCAAGAGAAUGCAAGUUGGGAUGAGGCAUAGUAUGGAAAAGACAAAUAGCCUUUGGAUGAUAGGAAGACCAGCUGGCUCGAGACCACAUAAAUCGGUUAAAAUUAAUGGCAGUAAAGAAAGCACUAGAGAAAUGGGAACAUAUCAGGAAUCAGACAGUUCUGGUGUGAAGCGACAAUAUGACCACAGUAGCAUACAUCAACAAGCAGGGAGAAACAGUAUCACCAGCAUUGAGUUUACUGAUCGAAGAAAUUUGGACAACUUGUCUGUGCAGACAUACCGUCAUGACUGGAUGAUCAACAAGGCAGUAUUCAACCAAAUUCAGCAAAUUUGGGGACCAAUGGAUCUGGAUGCAUUCGUCAACUACAAGAAUUAUAUGACCCCAGCAUACAUAUCGUGGAAACCUGAUCCGAAGGCAAGGAUUUGGGCCAAUCCUCCAUGGAUACUACUGCCCAGAGUAUUGAACAAAGUAAUAAGAGAAAAACUUACAAUAGUGAUAGUAUUUCCACGAUGGCCAUUAGCCCCUUGGUUCCCAGUUCUCCUAUCUCUGUUGGAUGACAUACUUCGAAAAUUGCUGAACAACCCAAUAGUUCCAGGCCUUUCAGAGAAGGCUAUCAGGUUGUAUGAAGCAGCAUAUGACAAAGGAUCUACAAGAACUAUAUCAUCAAACAUUAAAAAAUGGAUAUCUUGGUGCAUUGAACAGAAAGCUGAUCCCAUUACUUGUUCUUUGAAUAACAUUAUUGAGUUUUUCAAUGACCAAAUAGAAGCUGAUAGAGAAUACAAUACCAUUGCUGGAUACAGAUCGGCAAUAAUAUACAAUAAAAACCCACCUCCACCAACUGAUAAUGAAAUAGUCAAUUUGGUUCCAGCCUUUGACAAAGUGCCUUCAGACUUAACUAGAAUUGAUGCAUCAUCCAUGGUGCUCACAGCUCAUGGGGCUAUGUUUAGCAUUAAAAGCCCAAAAGAGCACAAAAUAUCACUUUUCCAUGGGGGUAACAAACCAGCAUCGAAGAAGAUUUAUGUUGGGCACUACUUGGAAUUACCAGAAAUAUCACCACUAGCUGCUGUCAAUGCCCUUUUGAUGCAAACCCAAAACUGA
Messenger RNA from Cetraspora pellucida, 2634 nucleotides. The record is from the annotation of a GenBank genome assembly. NCBI's taxonomy places the organism in Eukaryota, Fungi, Glomeromycota, Glomeromycetes, Diversisporales, Gigasporaceae.